GUAAUGCAUAUAAUUCAUACUGGCAUACCUCCCAUAUUGAAAUCUCUUUUUGAGGAUAUUUCAUCUACCAAAGAAUGCUUGCAAGACCUUUCAGUUCUGGCAAAAUCUCAAGCUUGGUGGAGCCCUAGAAACUGGAGCUUAUCCUCACUGACGGAAACACUCACCUGUAAAGAGCUCGAGAAGUCGAAGAAAAUAAGAUUGGGAAACUGGCAAACAAAUAUCUUAUCACAAGCACAACUCCAAUAUGCUGCCACCGAUGCUUAUGUAUCUUGGUACUUGUAUCAGGUUCUAAGAAGCUUUUCCAACACAAAGGCGGAAACAAAUUCUUCAGAGAACAUGAAUAAUGCAGAAUCAUGACCUAUAAUUCAGCCAUUGAAGCUCCUGCAUGGAACCGGAUACC
Dioscorea cayenensis subsp. rotundata (Guinea yam) is the source of this 400-nucleotide messenger RNA. Its product is annotated as Werner Syndrome-like exonuclease. The transcript is spliced from 4 exons. The annotation marks the transcript as partial. Gene Ontology annotation, molecular function: nucleic acid binding; 3'-5' exonuclease activity. Gene Ontology annotation, biological process: nucleobase-containing compound metabolic process. Lineage: Eukaryota; Viridiplantae; Streptophyta; Magnoliopsida; Dioscoreales; Dioscoreaceae. The record is from RefSeq and is a predicted model, not a curated record.